CUGUCACAGUUCCAGGUUGUGAUAAAAAAUAGGUGUAGACGCCUCUACCUUAUCUUGUCUGGCCUUAUAGAUAUUGAUAUAUUUGUGGUAAUGCAUGUGUGCCAUAACAAGAGCUUACGGUAAAAACAUGUCUGCGUAUAAUUGCAAUAAGACUGGAAAUUAUUUUUUUUAUAUAACUUGAAUAUCCCCACUCGCUAUUUCAAACUGGAUGGUAACUUGAUCUUCGGACUUGGAGUUAACGUGAUUUAAAACUUAGUUUUACAAUUAAUGGUACAGUCGUACAGUUGGAUUUUGACAUAAAAGAAAACAUUACGCACUUGCGUAUUUUAAAUUUAUAGAUAUAAUUAAAUAAAAUAAUAAAAUGGAAGUAUCACCGGUGCUAAAAGUCAUCUUGGGAUUACUGAUGGCUGCUGUAAUGUCAUUGUUUUAUUUACAAAAAUCAAGUACAGUGACCCCGGAAUUACCAAAUACUUGGUGGGGUCCAGGAAAAGAAAAUCUUAACGCUGACAAAACUGUCAGACAAUUUGAAAUUUUAUUUACUGAUGAGCAAGUCAAUGACCUGAAGAACCGAUUAAAAAAUACUCGAGAUCUGGCCCCACCUUUGGAGGGUUCAGGAUGGACGUAUGGGAUCAGUGGAACUUUUGUUAAAAAUAAUGUCGUUAAUUACUGGCUAAAUAAAUAUGACUUCAAAAAAAGAAUUGCUUAUUUAAAUAAAUAUGAUCAAUAUAAAACAAAUAUUCAAGGUCUUGACAUCCACUUCAUUCAUGUAAAACCAAAAAACGUUCAGGGAAGACCAGUGAUACCUUUACUGAUUCUUCACGGCUGGCCCGGAUCAGUCAGAGAAUUUUAUGAAAUUAUUCCCAUGCUGACAACUCCGCAAGCAGAUCGAGAUUUUGUAUUUGAAGUGAUAGCGCCAUCACUGCCAGGUUUCGGAUUCUCUAGUCCUGCAGUAAGACCUGGGCUAGGCAGCAAAGAAAUGGCUGUUGUCCUUAAGAAUCUGAUGUUGAGGCUGGGAUUUGAUAAAUUUUACACUCAAGGCGGCGAUUGGGGAUCUGUUAUUGUCGGGCAGAUGGCGGCGUUAUUCCCCCAACAUGUAUUGGGAGUGCAUUCAAACUUCUGUAGCGUUUUGGGCUUCAAAGUGACACUGAAAACAUUUUUAUUCAGUUUGUUCCCAUCAUUGCUGUUACCUGAAGAAGACCAUCAUCGUCUUUAUCCAAUGAAGAAACAUUUCUUCAACAGACUUUUGGAGACAGGUUACUUACACAUACAGGCAACUAAACCUGACACCGUUGGAAUCGGUCCAAGUGAUUCGCCAGCAUCUCUAGCAGGUUACGUCCUAGAAAAAUUUUCAUCAGCGACAAAUUCCGCGAACAAAGUUAAGGACGACGGAGGACUUUAUGAUAAAUUUACUCCAGAUACUUUAAUAGACAAUUUAAUGAUGUACUGGAUACCCAAUAGCAUGACUACCGCCAUGAGAAUUUAUGCAGAAUCAUUUAAUUUACGUUCUGGUUUAGCUGAGAUGGCCUGGCCAAUAAAAGUACCAAGUGCUUGUGCUCAAUUUCCCCACGAGUUACUUUACUAUCCUCCAUCAUUACUCAAAGAAAAGUACAUGGAUUUGGUCCAGGUAUCCAGGAUGCCCAGAGGUGGACACUUUGCAGCACUGGAGGAACCAAAAUUGCUGUCCGAUGACGUGUGGAAGUUUGUCGCGACUGUUGAAAAUUUAACAAUUUCAUCAGAAAUUAAAAAAGAUGAAUUUUAAUAAAACUAAUCAAUUAAUAUUUGUGUUAAUAUUUAUGAAUAAAUUUAUAUUUUAAAAUAAU
Microplitis demolitor is the source of this 1820-nucleotide messenger RNA. Its product is annotated as juvenile hormone epoxide hydrolase 2. The coding region runs from base 362 to 1759 and encodes 465 amino acids. Gene Ontology annotation, biological process: epoxide metabolic process. The record is from RefSeq and is a predicted model, not a curated record. Gene Ontology annotation, molecular function: epoxide hydrolase activity. Lineage: Eukaryota; Metazoa; Arthropoda; Insecta; Hymenoptera; Braconidae. The transcript is spliced from 6 exons.